AUGUCUGAGAAAGCUUGCUGCGGUGGCAACUGUGUUUCUAAGUCUAGCACCAGUUUGCUCACAUGGUCUGACCCUGCCAAAUCGGCCAAGGUGUUCGGUGGCAUUGUCUUGACUUUGCUCACUUUGAAAUAUAUCAACAUCCUGAACAUCGUGUUUCGUCUGGGAUUCUUUGUUUUGAUUACCUCUGCUCUCGCGGAAUACGCCGGAAAACUUGCACUUGGUGAAGGUCUCGUGACUCGUUUCAAGCCACAGUACACUGCCUAUGCUUCCAAGUAUGGCGACAAGAUCGCCGAGCACACCGUCUCGUUCCUCAAAUCCUUCGAGCAGUCUGCCCAGGAGACUGUCUACUCGAAGGACAUUGAGGCCACCCUGAAGACUGCCGGUGGUCUGUACAUCCUGUACCUGCUCACAUCAUGGUUCUCCCUCUGGACGCUGUUGUUUACCUCAGUUGUUCUUGCCUUCUCCGUUCCAGGUGUCUACCUCAAGUACCAAACUGAGAUCGAUGCUAAGGUUGCUGAGCUUUCCAAGACUGCCAAGAGCAAGGCCGUUGAAUUGCAAAAGACUGCUUCCGAGAAGUCCGGCCCUCUCUUGAAGAAGGCUGAGGCCAAGCUGGGUCCUGUUGGAGCUUUCAUCAAGUCCAAGGUUCCAGUGAGAACUGCCUCCUCGACUGUUGGAUCCGAGCCAGUUGUCGGCGCCGAAAAAGUCAAGUUGCCAACCGUCCCAUCAUCUACCCCAGUUUCUGUUCCAGAAGACGUCACAACCCCUCUGGCAGCCAAGAUUGACGAGACUGUCAAGUCUGCCGAUGCCCAGUUUGCCAAGGAGACCGAGCCAUUGUUGUAA
Molecule: messenger RNA, 840 nt
Organism: Kuraishia capsulata CBS 1993
Lineage: Eukaryota; Fungi; Ascomycota; Pichiomycetes; Pichiales; Pichiaceae
Exons: 2
Coding region: 1-840 (279 amino acids)
Source: RefSeq, a predicted model, not a curated record